Molecule: messenger RNA, 2472 nt
Organism: Fimicolochytrium jonesii
Lineage: Eukaryota; Fungi; Chytridiomycota; Chytridiomycetes; Spizellomycetales; Powellomycetaceae
Product: Ferroporti-1
Exons: 6
Coding region: 386-1972 (528 amino acids)
Biological process (GO): iron ion transmembrane transport
Cellular component (GO): membrane
Molecular function (GO): iron ion transmembrane transporter activity
Source: RefSeq, a predicted model, not a curated record
AUGUGAUAAGGGAGGAGGCUGGACGCGCUGUGAGAGGAUGUGCUAGCGGACGAAGAAGGGAUCGUGCGUGGGCGAUAUGCUGAAGGGGGGUGCGCAUUCCUCAGCGGCCGGUCUAUGUCCCGCCUGAGAUGUCCAAGAUGUAGAGGGGAAAAGGAGGGAGAGGAGGGAGGAAAAACGAGGAGGGGGACAACCGGCCGGCCGUCACGCGCCCCUUCCCAGUUCCGCUCAGAGUUCCGCUCUUCCGCCACGAAAGACAAAGCGCACCCUGCGGAAACGGCGACAGGGCAACCCUGCUCUUACGCCGUGGAACUGUAGGGACCCAAGAGGUAAAGCCCGUCCUGCCAGCUCGCUUGCCCGUGCAGUGCUGCGUCCAGUGAGCAAAGCCAUGUCGACGACAAGUGUCACCGUUGCCGACAACUUCACACCUCCCGCCACGAGUCAAAACCAUAACCUCCCAGUUUUAACAGAAGCGGAAGGUGACCAUGAGAGCCCACCAGAGGAAGAGAAUGAUUUCCAGUUGAUCGACUCGUUCGAGAAGAAGACUGGUUAUCUCCUUUGCCUGAGCUACUUCUUCACGACGUGGAGUGUGAGGGCGGAUGAGUGGGCCACCGCCAUUUUCCUAGCCUACAUCUUCCCGGACACCCUCCUCCAAGUCUCGCUAUACACACUCGUCGUAACGGCCUCAGCCAUCAUCUUCAGCUCAAGCAUCGGGAGGCGUGUAGAUACCGCCCGCCGUCUGGUCGGUAUCCGCGCCUUCCUUAUCACCCAAAAGCUGUCGAUUGCACUGACGGCCCUGACGCUGUACGCCACAUCGGAGUAUCUGAUUGUGCGUGUAGCAUGGACGUACGUGGGCUUUGCGGCGGUGUGCGUCCUGGGAUGCGCGUUGAGGCUCGCCAAUGUGGGGACGACGAUCGCUGUGGAGAGGGAUUGGGUGGUGGUGUUGGCAAGGGGGAAGAGUGGGGUUUUGACUUCGUUAAACAGCCAUCUCCGCCGCAUCGAUCUCCUCUGCAAACUCCUCGCGCCGCUGGUCGUCUCAGCAAUCAACAUCAAAGCGUCGACUCCAACCGUCAUGCUCGUCGUCGCCGCCAUGAGCAUCGCUACCAUCCCCGUCGAGUGGAUCUUCAUCACCGCCGUGUACAAUCGCGUGCCUGCGCUCGCCGUCGCCAAGAGCCCUCGGGCUGCUGAAGACAUUCACAUUGGCGAAACCUCCCCCGGCGAUACCUCACCACCGACCCUGCCAGAAGCAACCCCCAUGUCACCAACACCCCCACCACACCGCACCCGCUUCCACAACUUCCGCACCUCCAUGCACACCUUCACCCACGACCCAACCUUCCUAACCUCCCUGUCCCUCGCCCAGCUCUACUUCACCGUCCUCUCCCUCAAUCCAGUCAUGAUAACCUACCUCCUCUCCCAAUCCUUCACCCAACCCUUCCUGGCCCUUAUCCGCCUCCUCGCGGUGCUCUCAGGCCUCUCCGCCACAUUCGCAAUCAAGCCCAUGGUCGUGCAUCUCGGACUCGUGAGAACGGGGCUGUGGAGCGUGUGGAGCGAGUGUGCUUGUGUGGCGGUUGCGGUGGGGAGUUUUGGGGUGGGUGGGGAGAGGAGGGUGGUUAGCGCGGGCAUGCUGUUGGGGGGCACCGUGGCGAGUAGGUUUGGGCUGUGGGGGUUUGAUUUGGCCCAGAUGCAGAUCUUGCAGGAAUGCGUCCCACCAGCGACCCUCGGCCUAAUCUCAGGCCACCAAACAUCCCUCCAAAACACAUUCGACCUGCUCGCCUCAUUAGCAACGAUAGUCUUCUCACGGCCAGAACAGUUCUACAUCCCCGCGAUCAUGACGUUUGUGGCGGUCUUAUCGGCCAGUCUGACGUUUUCGUUAUAUGCGAGGAGGAAUAGGGGGCAUUUGUUUCAUGUUGAGAAGUGGGUUAGGGUCGGGGGAAAAGGGGGGUGGGGAUGGGGAUGGGGACGGCAGCGGUAGAGGGGUUGGAAAGUGGAGGGGCGGCGAUGGAGCGAGGGAUUCGAUGGCUCUCCGUAGAAGGUUGGCGGUCUUACUACGGAAAACGACAACCCCACAUCCGCUGUCUGACGCCGGCUGCCUGGUUGGGCCCGGGUGCUUACCCGCAGCUCAAGUGUGAAGACGUCCACACCAACUCUGCAUUCUCUUUGCUCACACAAAGACUCUAUCAACAUCGAGAUGGCCAUUGGACAGUGGAUGAAGAUUCGACGCGGCACAAGCAACAAGUGCGCUUUGCAGAUGAUGAACAGACGGAUGAUUAGAGACGAGGGAUUCCCCGUCCGCGGAUACUCUACACGUUUUCCGCCUUCUGGGUUGUAUGUCAUCUUUCGACCAAUUCGGUUGGCAAACGUUGGGUCGUAUUUUCGGACUUUACGUUAGGAAGAUCAGAAUAGCAACUACAUAUACAGUGUACACCCCUGCGCACGGAACGGCGGCGAGCGGAUACUUGUCGAGGUUCCUUC